This is a messenger RNA of Cyprinodon tularosa, 4591 nucleotides long. Its product is annotated as integrin alpha-2-like. Bases 59 to 3589 code for a protein of 1176 amino acids. Gene Ontology annotation, biological process: cell-matrix adhesion; cell-cell adhesion; integrin-mediated signaling pathway. Gene Ontology annotation, molecular function: integrin binding. The record is from RefSeq and is a predicted model, not a curated record. Gene Ontology annotation, cellular component: external side of plasma membrane; integrin complex. The transcript is spliced from 30 exons. Lineage: Eukaryota; Metazoa; Chordata; Actinopteri; Cyprinodontiformes; Cyprinodontidae.
CUGACGCGCACCGAGACUUGGUUUGGACACGCCAUAAACACAUGAAGCAAGAAUCAGGAUGGACCACGUCUGGAGGAAACUUUUCUUUGCUAUAGUGGUUAUCUCUUACAAGAUCAGCCAAUUGCAGUCCUUUAAUGUCGGGACCUCAGGAGCUAAGAUUUUCACUGGCCCAGCUUCAGAGCAGUUUGGAUAUACAGUUCAACAAGCUCCAAACUACCUGGACAAGUGGCUGCUAGUUGGUGCUCCUUGGAGUAACAACAGGAAGGGGGAUGUUUACAAGUGUCAGGUCACGGGACCCAGCGACAGCUGUGAUAAGCUUGAGCUUCAAGAUGACGUCAGCAUCCCAGAAGUUGCAAAUGUGAAUGCCAACAUGUCUCUCGGUUUGACUCUAGCCCGCAUCCCUACGGGAAAUGAAUUUUUGAUGUGUGGUCCUCUUUGGGGACAGCGGUGUGGCGAUCAGAACUUUUAUCCAGGAAUUUGUUCGAAACUCAGUGCACUCUUUCAGCCACAGCCUGCCUUCUCUCCUGCUGUUCAGACAUGUGGAGGGCCAAUGGACAUUGUGAUUGUUUUGGAUGGCUCAAACAGCAUUUUUCCAUGGAAACCAAUGACAGAUUUCCUGCUCAAAUUAAUACCUUCAUUAGAUAUUGGGCCUCAGAGUACACAGAUGAGCGUCAUACAGUAUGGUGUUGACCCAAGGAUCGAAUUUAAACUGAAUCAGUACACAAACAAAAAUGAGAUGAGUUAUGCAGCAUCCCAAAUCCAACAGAAGUAUGGUACACUUACCAAUACCUUCCAAGCGAUCCAGUUCGCCAGUGAGCAAGGUUUCACUCAAGCUAAUGGGGGUCGACCUGGUGCUGCUAAAGUUCUGGUGGUUGUUACUGAUGGGGAGUCACACGAUAAGGACAAAAAAGAUGAAAUCAUCGCUUUGUGUGAAAAGCAAGGCAUCACCCGAUUUGGUAUUGCGGUGUUGGGUUACUACUCCAGAAAUAACUUAGAUACAACAAACCUUAUCGAGGAAAUCAAAUCCAUAGCCAGCACGCCAAAAGAGAAAUACUUCUUCAAUGUGUCAGAGGAAGCAGUCCUUUCCACAAUUGCCGGGAGUUUAGGAAAUCGGAUCUUCAACAUAGAGGGUACUGGAAAAGGGGAGGAUAACUUUAAAAUGGAAAUGUCUCAGGUUGGAUUUAGUGCACACUACGCCAAACAGCAGGCUGUGAUGAUGCUUGGUGCAGUAGGAGCUUAUGCCUGGAGUGGGACUGUCGUCCAUCAAAAAGGAUCUAAAGCAACCAUUUUCCCUUUCUCUGCCUUUGAGGGAGUACUUCAAGAGAGAAAUCAUAGCUCACUGCUGGGUUAUGCAGUCACCACCCUGACUGAUGGGCCAACAGAGUACUUUGUAGCUGGAGCACCUCGCUCCAACCACUCUGGACAAGUGAUUGUCUACACCAUGAAUGCCCAGAAGCAAGUUGUGGUUGUGGAUUCAGAAAGAGGGAAACAGAUUGGGUCAUACUUUGGAAGCGUUUUGUGCUCAGUGGAUGUGGACAAUGACGGGGUGACAGAUUUGCUUCUGGUUGGAGCUCCCAUGUACAUGAACGAGUUGAAGAGAGAGGAAGGAAAGGUCUACAUAUUCUCUGUCACCAAGGGAAUUCUGGAUGAGCAGGGUUUCCUCAUCGGUCCUUCUGGAAAUGAAGAUGCACGUUUUGGAAUGGCUAUCUCUGUCAUUCCUGACCUUGACCUGGAUGGCAACAGUGAUGUUGUGGUUGGAGCCCCAAUGGAGGACAGGGGCGUUAUUUACAUCUACAAUGGCUAUAAGACGGGCCUAAUAAAAGAGUUCUCACAGAGAAUCCCAGGCUAUGAUUUGGAUCGUGGUAUUCAAUAUUUCGGAAGAUCGUUAGAUAGCUACAAAGACCUGAAUGGUGAUACCAUUCCUGACAUCUCCAUUGGUGCUCAUGGAAAAGUUGUCCAGCUCUGGUCCAGAGGGGUGGCAAUUGUUAAGGCUACAGCCACCUUCCAACCGGAUAGAAUCAGCAUUUUAAACAAAGACUGUGACGUUAAUGGGCGCAAGCAUUUUUGUUUCCAUGCAAAGGUCUGUUUUAGCGCUUCAUUCAGGCCUAAGACUCCCGUGGGACCUGUAGACAUAUCCUAUACAUUGACUCUGGAUGCUGACUUGAGUGAUUCAAGGGUGGCUUCAAGAGGACUUUUUAAAAGUAACAAUGAGCGCUACCUGAAAGAGUAUGCAAACAUAUCAUCUUCGGUCCAAUGUGUAGAUCGAGAGGUUUAUGUUCAGGAAACACCAGACUUUCUAAACUCUCUGAGUCUAAAAGUGGAAGUUAAGCAAGAAGAUCCAAACAGGAACCCUGUUCUCGACAACAUCUCUCCAAAAGCCUUUGAAUUCUUUAUUCCUUUCACAAAAGACUGUGGCUCUGAUGAAGUGUGUGUUAAUGAUCUGAAGCUCAGUGUAAAAACAGACAGUCAGGUAUCCAGCUCUAAUCCGUUUCAGGUUAGCGCGAAUAAUCGAGAACUAAAAUUCGAAGUUGUUGUGAAGAAUGAAAAAGAGAAUGCGUACAACACACAGGUCACAGCCACCUUCUCCAGCAACCUCUACUACUCCUCUGUGUCUCCUAUAGAUGGAGUCAAAUGCACAUCAACACCGAAAGAUACAGUCAGCUGUCAGGUGGGAUAUCCAGUAUUAAAGAAAGACCAGGAGGUUAAAUUUAAGCUCACAUUUGAUUACAGUUUUGAUAAUCUGCAAGAAAAGGCAGAAGUGACAUUUGAGGCCAAGAGUGAUGGCAAGGAGGAAAAUCCUUCUGACAAUACUGUUCAUAUAUCCUUCCCUGUGCGAUAUGACACAGGGGUGGCAAUAUCCUGGUGGUCAAAUAUCAACUUUUAUGUGGCAAACUCAACCAGUGAAGUGGUCACAACGGUGAAAACUCUGGAUGACAUUGGCCCAGAGUUUAAUUUUUCAGUCAAGGUCUCAACAGGUCUUUUCCCUGUCAGCCUCCUUUAUCUUAAUAUAAAUCUGCCAAUAGAAACAAAGGGUGGUAAUCAUCUCCUGUAUCUAACAAGCGUGGAGACACAACCUGGAGGAUCUUUCAGCUGUGACACCAGGCAAGUGGAUCCUCUGCAGAUUGGUGUGAAAAACCAUCCGGUUACCUUCUCAGAUGAGAGUCUCGGAGGUAUAAAGAAACUGGACUGUAAAAGUGCAAAAUGUGAGAAAAUACAGUGCAUCCUCAAAGACAUAGAAAUCAACAGAGAUUAUCUAGUAAAGGUUAAAACAAGAAUUUGGAACGGGACAUUUAUAACGGCUUCCUAUCAGAGCACUGUACUGACCUCCAGCCUGGAUGUGGAGACCUCCAACCCAGAUCUGCUUAUGAUCAAGCACAAGCAUCUCGAUGUGGGGGUGACAUUCAGCAAACCUGGAGGGAAAGCUGAUGUUCCAGUUGGUGUCAUAGUAGGUAGCGUCAUAGGUGGACUAGUGCUGCUGGCUCUGGCUGUUGGACUGCUUUAUAAGUUUGGAUUUUUCAAAAGAAAGUACCAGCAGCUUCAGAAGGAGGACGGUGAGGACAGACAGAACCAUGCUGACGAAGUUCUGUAAAGAGAAACCCCUCAGCCUUCUCUCUCUGCACAGAUCAGGUGUUGUUUGACACAUCUUGAGUGCAGUUAGAUCACAACUCAGUCACUGGAUCUCAGGCACUUUAAGGAAACAGAAGCUUGAAAGUUUAGGGAUGAAUGAGAUUCAGUUUUUUUUUUCUUUUACAGAGGUCUAUUUGGUAUUUUACUUUCCUUUGUGAACUAUAGCAAUCAUUAAUAACUAUGCACUGAUUCUGAUAAAGCGUUCACAGUUUUUUUUUCCCAGUAUAAGUAUUACAGUCCAUUUUUGAGGGCUGUGGGUGAAUUUUACAAUAAGGCAUCUGGGGUUUUACACUGUAGCUGCUUCUUAUUUAUGAUUUUUAUUGUUUGUUUUCUUACUUAUUUUUCUAUACGUUUGUCAAAGUUUGGUUAUAUCUGGGAAUAAAACUUAACAUCUGACUCUCAGGGUUACUUUUGUAUUAAAUUUCUAAGAUUAUUGGUUUAAUAAGCAAGACUGAGAAUAAAAAUACAAAAAACUAAGCCUUUAAAUAAAUGAAUCUAAUUGCAUUUAUAUCGUCUUUUCGUUUUCAAGAGAAGAGGAAUGAGCCUGUGUCACAUCAUAUUUUUAUUCCCCAGAAUGAGUUAACCACUGAGUCUUAAUAACAGUUCCUUGAAAAAAUUACAUUUGGACUGAGAGUAGCAGUUGUAUUUUUCUAACACAUUCAGUUUAAGAUUCAAGCUUCUGCUACAAAAGACGGUUUAUUUUAGAACUUUAUAAUGAGCACACCCUUUAUGUCAUACCUAUAUUUAUUUUUACUUUUUGUACUUUAAGAGCUAACUUUAUUAUUUCUUUCGUAAAUGCAGAUUUGGAGCUCAACAUACUGCUAUUGGUCAUACUUGUGGUACUUGUUUUUUAAUCAUCAGUGGUAUAACUUAUCUAUUUGUUGAUGAGUCUUGAUAAUAUUUUUUAACUAAGUUAAUAAAGCUACUGAUUAUUAAAGUAGUCAAAAAAUAUUUUAAUAAUAUA